This is a messenger RNA of Bombyx mori (domestic silkworm), 1124 nucleotides long. RefSeq names its product phosphatidate cytidylyltransferase, mitochondrial. Gene Ontology annotation, biological process: cardiolipin biosynthetic process; CDP-diacylglycerol biosynthetic process. The coding region runs from base 31 to 1044 and encodes 337 amino acids. Gene Ontology annotation, molecular function: phosphatidate cytidylyltransferase activity. Lineage: Eukaryota; Metazoa; Arthropoda; Insecta; Lepidoptera; Bombycidae. The record is from RefSeq and is a predicted model, not a curated record. The transcript has a single exon. Gene Ontology annotation, cellular component: mitochondrion.
AGGUCAGCUGCUAUUUCUUCUAAUUUUAUAAUGGUAUCUACCGCCGCUAAAACAUUUGGCAGCAUAAUCAGAGAUGUGUCACCGAUUUACUAUAGAAUCCUCUCCAAAUUUCCUCAAAACUUCACAUUUUGCUUCGCAUAUGGCUCUGCUGUGAAACCACAAGUCGGAAAUCAGAAUAAACAUAACAUGAUCGACCUCAUAUACUGCGUCGAUAACUCUUAUAGAUGGCACGGAUCUAACAUUGAACAAAAUCCAUCGCAUUAUUCAGCACUUCGAUUUCUAGGCAAAGGAUUUGUUGCAAGAUUCCAGGAGAAUUGGGGGGCGAAAGUAUAUUUCAACACCCUUGUUGAAUUAAAAGAAGAAAAUGUGACAAUCAAGUAUGGUGUUGUUUCUCAAAAGGACUUAGUUGGUGAUCUACUCGACUGGACUGACUUAUACCUUGCGGGCCGUCUACACAAACCAGUAGAGAUCAUUAAACAAACCAACAGUUCUCAAUUGCAAAGUGCUUUACAAUCCAAUCUACGCUCUGCAGUUCACACAGCGCUACUUAUUCUACCAGAAACAUUUUCUGAAUAUGACUUCUAUUUUGCCAUUUCUAAUUUGAGUUAUGCUGGAGAUUUUAGAAUGACAUUUGGGGAGAACAAAAACAAAGUGAGAAACAUUGUCCAGCCCCAGUUAGUAAAUUUUCGUGAACUGUACAGACCUAUCUUGCAACAAUUCCAUACAUAUGUAGACUUUCCCUCGGGUGAUGCUCAGUGCCAUCAAGAUUUACAUCCAGAAACAAAAUUACAUCACCUCAUGCAGCUACCAAUGGUGCCACAACAAAGAAUAGUCAAGUUCUGGAACCAUGGUGGUCCUCAACAAGAUAUGGAGGAUGUGUUACGUGCUGUAGCAUAUGAUAUUGAUUGUCCUGUGAUAUUAAGGCAGAUUUUAAAGGACUUAGUUUGGCAAUCAAGCGUACGACAAUCAUUAAAAGGCAUUUUAACAGCUGGUUUCUUAAAGUCUUUACGCUACAGUGUAAAAAAAAUUGCCAAAAUGUUUUAAGGCUACUGUGUUCUAUUACAUAGAUAGUUUAUAUGUAUAUAUAAAUAUAUAUAUUAAUAAUAAAAUCAGUUGUUAAGUAA